This is a messenger RNA of Medicago truncatula (barrel medic), 1075 nucleotides long. RefSeq names its product BON1-associated protein 2. Gene Ontology annotation, biological process: defense response. The coding region runs from base 334 to 888 and encodes 184 amino acids. NCBI's taxonomy places the organism in Eukaryota, Viridiplantae, Streptophyta, Magnoliopsida, Fabales, Fabaceae. The transcript has a single exon. The record is from RefSeq and is a predicted model, not a curated record.
UUAGCAUGAAAACGGUGGAAAUUCAUUAAAAAAAACGGUGGAAAUGCAGCAGCAAAUUAAAGAGCAAUACAAAGGCAAAGUUAUAAGUCAAAAUCCAACAAAAACGGACAUUGCUUUUUCAAAUCAAAAUCCAAAUACAUUGAACCAACCAACCAAUUACACCCUUUCUUUCUUCCCCUUUUUCUCACUAGUCACCUACCAAAUCAAGAUCCCAAAACUUCUUAUAUAUUCAUACAACCACCUCAAUUCCAUCACUACAAAAUUGAAGGACGUAACAAUAUAUUCAUUCUUACACUAAUACAUAUUUUUGUGCACUAAGUUUUCUAUUCUACCAUGGUUGUGACUUCACAAACAUUAGAAAUUACGGUUAUAUCUGGUGAAAAUAUUCAUGUAACGGAGGAUGCAUACGUUGUUGUUCGAGGUGAGUCUCUUAAUUGUUACACAACAAAAACGGUGAAAGAUAAUGAUAAUUGUGGGAAAAACUCGAGUUUUCUUUCAUGGAAUGAGAAGUUUUUGUUGAACAUGCCAUUGCAUGCAAGGUCAAUCACUUUUGAGGUGCAAUGCAAGAAGUUUAAAAGUGUACGUCCUAUUGGGGUGGCAAGAAUUGCUCUUUCGGAUUUUCUCAAUGGCAUCGCGCCGGAAAAUUGUUUGCAAAUUUUGAGUUAUAAAUUGAGGAACUGGGAAGGGAGGCAAAAUGGAGUUAUUCAUUUCAGUGUGAGGGUGGUUGUGCCGGAGAAAACAUCGGCUACCGUGGCGGUUGAAAAGCAGACUGUCGCGGAUGGAAAGAAUUAUGGUGGUCGGUUAACUGGAAUGGAUGUUGGUACCAAGGACUCUAAUGGUGUUGCUAUUGGUAUUCCGUUUUGGUGGAAUUACCCAAACAUUAUUUAAAUAUUUAUAUUUAUAUUAUUUGAUUUUUUGCAUUCUUGUCAAAGAUUAAUGAAGUCAAUUUUGAUGCACAAUAUAUUAUUGUGAUACAUACAAGUGUAAAAUAUCAUUUCAACAAAUAAACUUAAUGAUCAAUCUAAGAUUCAACUUAGAUCUUAUAGAUUCUAAGUUGAUAGAUUUAAUGUUUAAA